Prunus armeniaca (apricot) is the source of this 237-nucleotide messenger RNA. NCBI's taxonomy places the organism in Eukaryota, Viridiplantae, Streptophyta, Magnoliopsida, Rosales, Rosaceae. The record is from the annotation of a GenBank genome assembly.
AUGUUAGGGAUGUUCGUUCACUUGAAGAGAUUGUGGUUCCUCUCGAUAAGGAUAAGGUCAGAUAUCUUCUUCCCAGCGUCGCCUUCUCCUUCCUCUCUCUGUCUCGAUCUCUCUCUCCGUCUAUCCGUCUUUCUUCCUAACAAGCAGCGGAUCCUGCACACUUCCAUCGCCCUUCGUUCACGCCUCGACUGCAAAACGCCAGCCCAGACCCUCCUAGAGCCGCCUAGGGCCGCCUAG